UGGACCCAAAGUCCUCCCCACCAUACAGAAAAUAGAAGCACAUCCAAGAAAAGCUGUAGUCACUUUAAUAUCAAUUCUCUCUCUCUCUCUCUUUUUCUUUCUUCAAAUAAAUGACAAAAAGAAAGUUUCAUCCAUCAUCCCAUCAACACAAAUAUAAAACCCUUUUCUUUUGAAUCCUUGAGUCACCCAAGUAGCAGACAUUAUAAUAUAUAAAGCCUACCAUCCACAUCAACUUUUGCCUUCUCCAAUCACACGCCUUCAAAAAAACACUUCAUCCAACCAAACGCGUCCAAAGCAAAACCCUAUAUAUUUUCACCCCCACUAUAUCUCUCCAAGUCUCCAUCCACCUCCCAUUUUUAACCAAAACAAAAGUCAUACCAAAAAAAAAACAAAAAUGAUAGAUCAAGAGAGACAAGCUGGAACUGCGCCCCAUGGGAUUCUACUGGCAGCUGUGGUUGUGGCAGUGAUCGUGGUGCCGUUUUUUCUUGGUGACCAAGGCGAGGCCAUAACCGAAGGCAUUUCUGAGCUCUUGAGCCCUGUGGGUCUUCUUCUCUUGCCCAUUAUUCUCCUCCUCACCAUCCAGUUUCUGUCUUCGGAUCGCGGCUCCUUCGUCUCCUCCAUGUUCUCAAACGGGGAGCCUGACACCAUUCACAGGGUCAGCGGCUCCCCUGUUGGCGUUGCAUUGUUUCUCGUCCUCAUCCUCUUCCUUCUUUACAACCGGAUAUCGAUCUUCGGCGGCGGCGACGAUGAUGAGUGACGAUUAGCAACAUGUCAACAUGGUAAUUAGCAUGGAUCUGGCUUUGGAGGAUUUUAUUUAUAAAUUAAUUAUACCGUCUAGAAAGGGAUACGAGUAUUGGGGUACGUACUUGAACUUCUUUUUCAUAUAUGAAAUGAACAUGGGUGGGGAUGGUUUGUAAUUAGAGCGAAUACCAAGCUGAGGAGUGGAAUUUCACGGUGAUAGUUUGAGGGUAUUUUGGUCAUUCUGAAUAGUUGAGGAGGGCUUUUGACAUGUCGGUGCGCGGAGGCGCGGUGUUUUGCCCUCUUCGGCUCCAUCUUUGACUACUUUGCUUUUUGUCGUUUUGUGGCCUGCCCCCUUCACGCUUGCACGUGGACGCUCCUUUUUAUUUCGUCUCUUUUACUUUUUAAUGCAUUCUAUUUCGUUUACCAAAA
Prunus avium (sweet cherry) is the source of this 1170-nucleotide messenger RNA. RefSeq lists its product as uncharacterized. The record is from RefSeq and is a predicted model, not a curated record. NCBI's taxonomy places the organism in Eukaryota, Viridiplantae, Streptophyta, Magnoliopsida, Rosales, Rosaceae.